GGUGGUGGGGCGUUGCUAUAUUGGAACUGUGGAAAACUUGAUUGUUUAAAACGAAGAAAACUUGAAAAAUUGCCAUCAAGAAGGAACUAAAUAGAGCUAUGACACUAGUUUGUGCAAACCUUGUGAAAAGGCCAUAGCUAGCAUAACAGUAUAAAAUGAGUGGUGGGACAAGCCACCGCAUCCGCAUGUCAUCCGGGACAUGGAUGUUGGUCGGAAACGUGGGUCAUUUCAUUUGUGCUCCUGUAGUCCUCAUAGACGCGGGACCAUCGGGUCUACUCCCGCCCAGUGGGCAUGCCCCGCCGACUGCGUGCGCGUCCGGAGAACAAGCGGUCAAAAUCGCGCGCGCGCGCGGUAGCAAUAAUGGCCCAGUGAUUCCAAGCUCAAGCAGCUGUCGGAGGAUCGAUCACCUCGUCACGCAUACGGCCCCAAGGUCGAUGUGACCACCUCACCAAGGUCGCCGUGGAUCCGCGGCCCCGACCGCUGUCUCCGUAGACUGGUUCCAUCCUGCGUGAUAGCUAACCUCCAUCCGCACCGACCGAUACUGCGACACCGUAUAGCGCAGCCCGCGCUCGUCGCCCCGAGCAGCCAGCCAGCCUCUCGGCCCAAUCCCAGCUAGCCGGCGAACGGCGCGGAGAUCCCGGAGGCCCCCGCCCGAGAGAAGCGCGCGCAUGCAAUGGCGGUGCACCACUCCCUCGAGGCGCUCGACGGCCGGUGCGACGACGACGGUCACCCGCGCCGGACCGGGACCGCGUGGACGUGCGCGGCGCACAUCAUCACGGCGGUGAUCGGCUCCGGCGUGCUGUCGCUGGCGUGGAGCGUGGCGCAGCUGGGCUGGUUGGCCGGGCCGGCCUGCAUGCUCUGCUUCGCGCUCGUCACCUACGUCUCCGCGGCCCUGCUCGCCGACUGCUACCGGCGCAGCGACCCCGAUAAGGGGCCCCGGAACCGCUCCUACUUGGACGCCAUCCGCGUCUACCUCGGCAAGAAGCAGACCUGGGCUUGCGGCUCGCUGCAGUUCGUGAGCCUGUACGGCUGCGGCGUCGCCUAUACCAUCACCACCGCCACUAGCAUAAGGGCGAUUCUCAAGGCGAACUGCUACCACGAGCACGGCCACGACGCGCCCUGCAGCUACGGCGGCAGCUACUACAUGUUCCUCUUCGGCGGGGCGCAGCUCUUCCUCUCCUUCAUACCGGAUUUCCACGACAUGGCGUGGCUCUCCAUCGUCGCCGCGGUCAUGUCGUUCUCCUACGCCUUCAUCGGCCUCGGCCUUGGCCUCGCCAACACCAUUGCUAAUGGAACAAUCAAAGGAAGCAUAACGGGUGUUCCGAUGAGGAGCCCUACGCAGAAGAUAUGGCGCGUCUCGCAAGCCAUCGGUGACAUUGCGUUCGCAUACCCGUACUCCUUAAUCCUCCUGGAAAUACAGGACACCCUGAAGUCGCCACCAGCCGAGAACAAGACGAUGAAGAAGGCGUCGAUCAUUUCAAUCCUCGUGACAACCUUCUUCUACCUCUGCUGCGGCUGCUUCGGCUAUGCGGCCUUCGGGAGUGACGCGCCGGGCAACCUCCUCACCGGCUUCGGCUUCUACGAGCCGUACUGGCUCAUCGACUUCGCCAACGCCUGCAUCAUCCUGCACCUUCUGGGCGGGUAUCAGGUGUACAGCCAGCCGAUCUUCCAGUUCGCGGACAGGUUCUUCGCGGAGAAGUUUCCCGACAGCGGGUUCGUGAACGACUUCCACACCGUCAAGUUCGUGUGCCUGCCGCCGUGCCGGGUGAACCUCCUGCGCCUGUGCUUCCGGACGUUGUACGUGGCGAGCACGACGGCGGUGGCCGUCGUGUUCCCCUACUUCAACGAGAUGCUGGCCCUGCUGGGCGCGCUCAACUUCUGGCCGCUGGCCAUCUACUUCCCCGUGGAGAUGUACUUCAUCCAGCGGAAGGUCCCCAGGUGGUCCACCAGGUGGCUCGUCCUGCAGACGUUCAGCGUCGUCUGCCUGCUCGUUAGCGCCUUCGCGCUCGUCGGAUCCAUCGAGGGGCUCAUCAGCCAGAAGCUAGGCUAGGCUAGGCUAGUCCAUCUUCUGUGUCCGAUUGCUUUUCUUGUUAUAGCAAAUGGGGAGAUGGCGUGUCUCUCCCUGGUGAUGAACAGCAGCAUCCUAGCAGGUCAUCUGGAGAAGAGGAUCAGAGCGUGGCUGUAAUACCCGAGUUUUGGGAUUUGUACUGUGAGUGAUGUAAUAAGAAAAUUAUGAAAGAAAUGAUGUCA
Messenger RNA from Phragmites australis (common reed), 2250 nucleotides. RefSeq names its product probable amino acid permease 7. Lineage: Eukaryota; Viridiplantae; Streptophyta; Magnoliopsida; Poales; Poaceae. Gene Ontology annotation, cellular component: plasma membrane. The record is from RefSeq and is a predicted model, not a curated record. The transcript is spliced from 7 exons. Bases 674 to 2050 code for a protein of 458 amino acids.